UUGCUCGAUAACUUUGAGAGUUUAUGCAACAUAGCCGUCGCCCGCCAUUUGAAACCCCGUCAUAGCAUACAACUGCCACUACUUCCCUGGAGAACAUUCAUAUUACUUCGUCAUUGUAUGGAUCACGACUCUCAUUAACUAUGUCCUCCUCAGGGCUGGAUAUCUCGCAGCUAUCUGACAGCGAAAAGUCUGCUCUCGAGACCUAUAUCGCCGUGACAAGCCAAGAACCAUCUGAAGCUAUUCCUUUAUUACGCCGAUCACAAUGGAACGUCCAGAUUGCAAUCUCCAAGUUCUUUGAUGGGGAAGGACCCGAUCCCGUCGAGGAAGCUCGCGCUGCUUUGAACAAUCCGCCUCCGCCCCGGCCUACCCGUGAAACCCGAAAUCUCAUGAGCGAUGACCUGAACGCGCAAUUCUCCCCGGCCGCUCGAGCUUCAGAACCUGCUCCUCGGAUUGUGACUCAGUCCGAGGACCACUCAGUUUACCGACCGCCUUUCUUACUGGCGCUAUUAUUUACUCCGUUCAACAUCAUAUAUCGAUUACUAUGCACCUCGUUCCGCCUCUUCAGCAGCUUAUUUCCGUUCCUGCCUCGCAUACUUAAUACCACUGCCAACCCAGCUCUGCAGGGUGCCCGAGGCCAUAACUAUGGACGUCGGCCUCUUGGACCUCAGGAUACAGCCGCCAGGUUCAUCCGGGAGUUUGAGGAGGAAUACGGGUCUAAUGCUGUGGGAUUCCUGGAAAAUGGUUACAAUAUGGCGCUGGAAAAAGCCCAUCGGGACUUGAAGUUCCUCCUAGUGGUUCUCCUUUCUUCCGAACAUGAUGAUACAAACGCCUGGGUCCGAGACACACUACUCUCGCGGGAAGUCGUUGAGUUCAUCAAAGACCCUCAGAAUGAAGUGAUUGUCUGGGGAGGCAAUGUCCAAGACUCUGAGGCAUAUCAAGUCUCGAACUCUCUCCGGUGCACGAAGUUUCCUUUUGCGGCUGUUAUUGUUCACACGCCCAAUGUGUCUUCAACUGCCAUGUCUGUCGUGUGUAGGAUUUCUGGAACAACAUCGCCAUCAGAGUUUGUGGAGAAGCUCCGAGCAGCAAUUUCACAGAAUAAAGAAGCUCUUGAAAGGAUCCGGGCCUCACGAGCGGAGCAACAGGCUUCACGCACAAUUCGGGAGCAGCAGGAUUCGGCCUACGAGCGAUCGCUGGCUAUCGACCGCGAGCGCGCUAGACAGAGACGGGAAGCUGAAGCAGCUCGGCAGCGGGCGGAGCAAGAGGCGGCCGAGCGGCAAGCGGCUGAGGAGAAACGUCUCCACGACAUUGCGCAAUGGAAGAGAUGGCGCGCGGCGUCUAUUCAGGACGAGCCUGGGCCCGAGGUCAAGGACGCCAUCCGCAUCAGUAUCCGGCUGCCUUCAGGCGAACGUGUCAUUCGAAAAUUCGCUCCCGAGGCCGACAUUGAAGAGCUCUACGCUUUUGUCGAGUGCUACGAAGUUCUGCAAGAUGCACAGGGGAAGCCUUCCGGGGUGGAAAAGCCCGCCGGGUUCGAACAUCAAUACGAUUUCCGACUCGUCUCGCCUAUGCCGCGGACGGUGUAUGAAGUCGAAGCUGGUGGAUCGAUUCGGGACAAGAUCGGUCGCGGUGGGAAUCUCCUUGUGGAACCAAUUGAUGACAGCGACGAGGAAGAGCAGGAAGUAUCCUAGGCACAUUGGAGGUCUACUGUUGAUGUACAUGGGGUUGAUAAUGACAUUAUGGUAGACAGGCGCAUUACCCCUAGCGGGUGUCGUAAUGGUUCUAUGAUGAUACACCGAUAUUCAUAUCUAUCUACAUUGUCCUUGGGCAUGACAUUCUGAUAUCUUAAGCCUUGCGUCAUACAUUUUCUAUCCAGUGCCAAAGGUCAAACUCUACCAUGCGAGUCACGGCACGUUGCACCUGAGCAUAAAUUGAAUUGACACCAUUACGACAUAAACCGAGUAAGCCA
Molecule: messenger RNA, 1963 nt
Organism: Aspergillus novofumigatus IBT 16806
Lineage: Eukaryota; Fungi; Ascomycota; Eurotiomycetes; Eurotiales; Aspergillaceae
Product: clathrin-mediated endocytosis regulator UBX3
Exons: 2
Coding region: 141-1685 (514 amino acids)
Cellular component (GO): endoplasmic reticulum
Molecular function (GO): ubiquitin binding
Source: RefSeq, a predicted model, not a curated record